Dictyostelium discoideum AX4 is the source of this 2856-nucleotide messenger RNA. RefSeq lists its product as hypothetical. Lineage: Eukaryota; Evosea; Eumycetozoa; Dictyosteliales; Dictyosteliaceae. The record is from RefSeq and is a predicted model, not a curated record. The coding region runs from base 1 to 2856 and encodes 951 amino acids. The transcript is spliced from 2 exons.
AUGUCUUUUAAAACAGUGAAACAAACAGAAGUUAAUGUUGGAACCAUUAAUGUAAAUUUAAUUGAAUUAGGUAUUGGAAAAGUGGUUAUUGAUGGAAUUGUAACCAAUUUUUAUAAAUCAACAGAAAGAUUUGAUUUAUCAUUCUCUGGUAUUCCAAAAGUUGUUGCAUGUAUUAGAAAUAUUGAACCAUUUAAUCAAUUAAAUGGUGCUAAUAAAAUUUGUGGUAUAAAUAGUAGUAAUAAUAAUAAUAAUAAUAAUAAUUAUCAAAUUUCAAUAAAAUCUAAUAUUAGUAAUAUUACAUGUGAUGGAUUUGAUUAUGAAUGUGAAAUUCAGGGAAAUAGUACCCAUUUUACAGUUGAUUAUACAGCGGUUUAUCAUGUAAAUUCAAAUCCAAUUUCAAAAUAUUAUAAUAGAAAGGUAUGUAUUAAAUCAGUACCAUAUGGAACUUACUUAUCAAAUAAUAAUGGUGUGAUUGAAAUGAGUGAAAAGCUACGUAAAUAUGAGGAAUGGUUCAUUGAAAGAGCUGCAACUGGUCCAAAUUCAUUGGAUACUGAUAUCUAUAUUUUCAGUAAAACAUUCAACAAAUAUUUAACCUUUAAUCCAUCAACGAAUCAAUUAUCUCAUGGUUCAAUUUGUGAAAAUAGUAUAUGGCGUUUAGAAGGUAACACUCAAUUAAAUCAUGAAAAAUUCACUCUAUUCUCUGAUACUUUUAAUCAAUAUAAUUUAAGAGCAUUUGCAAAUGGUGAUACUGAAAAUGGACUUUUUUUUAAUGCAAUGAAUUUAUCAAAUACACCCAAUUACAUUCAGAAUAUAAUAAUAAAACAAUCAAUAAAUAAUGAAUCAUCAUUAAUUAAUUUUAUGUAUUUUGUUUCAGAAAUUCAAAGUAUUAAUGAAAUAAACAACCAAAAAAUAAGACAAACUCUAUCAUUAGUUUGCAAGAGAUGGUAUCAAUUUAUAAAUCAAACACAUAUAUUAGAUAUUGAUUCAAAAGGAAACCAUGGUAUGAAGAAAAACUUAUACAAUCAUGAUGAUGAUGAUGAUUGUAAUGAAAUUGAAAAUUCAAUAGAAAUGUCACAUCCAAACAGUAUAAAAGAAAUUAAAAAAAUAAAGAUUAAUUAUAAUAUUUGGAAUGAAAUUAAUAAUAACAACAAUAAUAAUAAUAAUAAUAAUAAUAAUAAUGAUGAUAUCAAUGAUAUCAAUUAUGAAUAUAAAGAAAAAGAUAAAUUAUUAGUUUUUAAAUUUCAAAAUUGGUUAUCAAAAUUUCAAUUAUUAGAAAAAGUAACAGUAAACUGUUUUGAUACUAUCAAAGAUUUAGAAUUUAUUAAAUUUAUUAUUGAUCAAUUACAAGAGUUUUCAAAAAAAAGAAUAUCAAAUUCAUUGAAUGUAACAAACACAAACAUUAUAAUCAUUAAUAUUAAUGUACUAUCAAAUCAUGAUGUUAAAAUAAAAGAAUAUCCAAACCAAUUAAAAUUAUCAAAUUAUUAUCAUGAUGAUCAACAACAACAACAACAACAACAACAACAACAACAACAACAACAACAACAACAACAACAACAACAAUUUAUAAAAAUUAAUAAAAUUAAAAUGGAUUUAAAGAAAUAUUUAGGAAAUUUAGAAGAAAUUAUAAAGAACAAAGUUGAUAUUAAAUAUUUUAAAGAUUGUUUAAUUGAUGUAUGGACACCAAAUUAUUUAUAUUUAAAUCAAGUUAGAGUUGAUAGAGAUGAACUAGAUGGUACUAAAUUUCAUUCAAAUGAAUAUAGCACUUUAUUUAAACUAAAUUCUUUAAAACAUAUCUCUAUUGGUAAAAAUGAUUAUCUUGAUUUAAUUGAUUUAGUUAAUUGUUUAAAGGUUAAUGAUAAUAGCAACAACAACAACAAUAAUAAUAAUAAUAAUAAUAAUAAUAAUAAUAAUAAUAAUAAUAAUAAUAAUAAUAAUAAUAAUAAUAAUAAUAAUAAUAAUAAUAAUAAUAAUAAUAAUAAUAAUAAUAAUAAUAAUAAUAGUAAUAAUAAUAUAGAACAAUUACAAUCAUUUGAAGUUUAUUUAGAUUUAAGUAUUCAUUUAGAUGGACAUGAUAGAGUUGAAAAUGAUUUUGAAAAUGGUAAUUGUGAUUUAAUUUAUUGUCAUCUUACAUCACCACCAUUGCUUGAUUCUGUUGAAAAAUUAGAAUCUAGAAAUACCUAUGAAGAUUGGUCAGAAUUUUGUAAUAUUUUAUCAAAAAACUCAACAUUAAAAGGAAUUUCUUUGAAAAAUUAUUGUAGUUUUGAAAGUGGAGAAGAGUAUCAUCAUCAUAAGCAUGAAGAAAGUAGAUCACAAUUAUUUGCAUCAAUUUGGGUUAAUAAUUAUUCAAUAGUUUAUUUAAAUUUGGAGAAUUUCCCAUUCUUAUCAAGUGACUUUUUUUCAAAUAUUAAUCAAUAUAAUAAAACAUUGGUACAUUUAACAUUUGGUGGGAAUACUAUAAAAACUAAUGAAUCAAUUGAACUAUUAAAUCAAUUCAUUAUGGAUAAUAAAACAGUAAAGUCAAUGACAAUUUGGAAUGAUUAUCCAAUCACUUUCUAUAAUAAAUUAUCAAGUGGUUUAAGAUUAAAUAAAACCAUCAAACAAUUUGAAAUAUUUUUUUUCUUGUAUGGAAAAACUGAUCAAAAUAGAAUAAGAUGUGAAGAUUUCUUUAAAUCAUUAUUGGGUUCAGAUUCUUUGGAAUCCAUCUCCAUUAAUUCAGAGAUUGAACUCUCUGCUUCCGAUUACUUUAACCAAUCAAAAUCAUUAUUAAACAAAUUCAUUUUAAAUCUUUCAAAAUUCGAAUAUGACGAAUACGGCUCAAAUUUUAAUUUUAAUAAAAUAAAAAAAGCUUUUCAUUGA